AUGCGACUAGCCUUCAGCUCGUUGGCCUUCUUCUUUGCGUUCUUCCUUCGCAUUGUCGCUGCGGAGGCCGAGGAUGUCAUCAACGAUGAAACGAAUGCUUUGAGCGCACCAAAAACAAAGCUAGUUUUCAACGUAGAAGAUGAACUCGACUCGACGCACUACGAGAUCCAACCUCUAAUCUUCCAGGCUGUAAGUGUCAUGUCACUGGCGCCUAAGCCUGGCUACAAACUAAUAGCCAUCAAGAACGGUGAUGUGGACGUUUUUAGAUGCAAGGAGGAUGACGAGGACGAUCAAAUAGACGAAAUAUUGAUCAACAAAAACGCUGACGGUGACUUUAUCCUCGUCGGAUCGACGUACGGCAUCAGCUACUUCCAGAAAAUUGAUGGCAAAUAUUUCGAAAUAGAGAACGUGGAAGAUAUCCCCGAAACCGUCAAGGAAUUUUUACCACUCGAAACUGAUUCCGACAUAAUGAUGCCGGUAUGUGGAAGUCGCACCCUCGUCCCAAACAAGGGAACGUAA
Molecule: messenger RNA, 519 nt
Organism: Babesia sp. Xinjiang
Lineage: Eukaryota; Apicomplexa; Aconoidasida; Piroplasmida; Babesiidae
Exons: 1
Coding region: 1-519 (172 amino acids)
Source: RefSeq, a predicted model, not a curated record